GAGUGCAUACAGGUGUGAUACAGGUAGUAGUAAUCUAUAAAUACACAGAAUAGAAUCGUUUGAUUCACCGACGACUGUUAUCGAUUUUCCUACAUUCAUUGGCAGUCAUAUUCAUAGUCGGGUUCAUAGAUUUAUAUAAAAAUGGUCUACUUAUGUUCAAUGUGUUUUAUGUUAGUAUACGUAGUAUACAUUGUGUAGCCAUGGUUUAGCCCAUUGUUUGUCUGAAGGUAUGUAAUAAAAAUAUUAAAUCAUUGGUGGAACCAUUAUACAACAUGCAGGCUUGUCAAGUGUACUAAGGUUAUGGUCACAAUAUCAUGAAAAGGAAUGGCGGUUAAGCCAUUUUUGCAAUGCGAAUGUAAUGAUUUCGGACACUGAUAUUGAGAUUGAUAAACAAAUUUCAAGAUGCUUAUAAAAGAAUACAGAAUUCCUCUUCCACUCACAGUGGAGGAGUAUAGAAUUGCCCAGCUCUACAUGAUAGCAAAAAAGAGCAGAGAAGAAAGCUCUGGUGAAGGAAGUGGAGUGGAGAUUUUAGUCAAUGAGCCUUAUGAGGACGGGCCAGGUGGUAAAGGUCAGUAUACUCAAAAAAUUUACCAUGUCGGGAGCCACCUACCUGGUUGGUUCAAAAGCCUCCUUCCAAAGUCUGCCUUAACUGUAUCUGAAGAAGCAUGGAAUGCUUACCCUUAUACUAAAACAAGAUAUACAUGCCCAUUUGUUGAAAAAUUUUCUUUAGAAAUAGAAACUUACUAUUAUGCUGACAAUGGCCACCAGGAAAAUGUCUUCAAAUUAACAGGCAGUGACUUGAAAAAUAGAAUCGUCGAUGUUAUUGAUGUUGUUAAAGAUCAGCUCUAUGGAGCAGAUUAUAUAAAGGAAGAAGAUCCUAAAUUGUUUGUGUCACAAAAAUGUAACAGAGGUCCUCUUACCGAAACAUGGCUUGAUGACUACUGGAGGGAGGUGCAAGGGAAAAAACAGCCACUUCCUAAUGGAAAGUCCCUUAUGUGUGCUUAUAAACUUUGUAGAGUAGAAUUCCGAUAUUGGGGAAUGCAAACUAAAUUAGAGAAAUUUAUUCAUGAUGUUGCACUAAGGAAAACUAUGCUACGAGCUCAUCGACAAGCUUGGGCCUGGCAAGAUGAAUGGCAUGGUCUGACUAUGGAAGAUAUUCGUGAAAUAGAGAGACAGACACAAUUAGCUUUACAGAAGAAAAUGGCAGGUGAAACAAGUGAUGAGCAGGAUGUUUCAGAAGAAAAUUCGAAAUCUCUUGCAGCCACUAUGAGUAGUUUGGAGAAAAAUGAAGAAAUGCCGACACCAUUAGUCACAAAAAAGAAUCCAGAGAGAUUACAAAAGCAUUUAUCCCCAGAAGGAACACCACCAUCUGAACAUAAGAAUUCAAAGAACAAUUUAAGGUCAUCCUCCUCUGGAUCUAUCAAGAGCUUGCAAGCACAGGUUUCCCACUGGCGAAUGGAGACUCUAGUAAGAGAAUCGGAACCUGAAACUGGAUCUGAAGAUGAAUUUUAUGACUGUGAAUCAUCUUUCAAUAAAUGGUCUUCGUUGUGCUCUCUAGAUGAAGCCGAUAUUGACAUAUCGCCUACACAAGGCGACCAAAAUCAGGAAGAUAGUAUAUUUAAUCCAUCAUUUCUGAAAAGAGUAACUUCAGAAAGGGGAUCUCGCAGAAUUGCUACACUGCAAAGUCGUCAAAGUGUUGAUGGUUGCCCUGACACACCUGUUCACAGCUCUUGUCCUACUACCGUAUUAAUACUUGUGUUUCAUGCAGGCAGUGUUUUAGAUGCCAAUGUUGAUAUGACAGCAAAAAAAUCUGAUGUGACAACUUUUAAAGGCGCGUUUGAAUCUGUAAUGCGUCAACAUUAUCCAACUUUAGUUGGGCAUGUGACUAUGAAGUUGGUACCAUGUCCCUCUAUUUGCACAGAAGUUCUCGGAAUUUUGUCUACAUUAAGCCCAUAUAGCUUCGACUGUUCUCCAUCGACUAUAGAGACACCAUCCUUAACCAAUGAUCUUAUACCUAUAGGUGCUAUACCAUUAAUUGCUACAUCAUCACCAGAUUACUUUGAAUCGGUUACAAAAACAAUAAAUUGUGCUAAUGCCGUCUAUAACGAGUUUAUAAAAUCUGAUGAUGGAAAAGGUUUUAAUGGCCAAGUAUGUUUUGUAGGUGAUAGUAUGGGGUCUGUAUUAGCUUACGAUGCUCUUUGCCGGACAUUGCAGUAUCAAUCGCGACAUGAUAGUGAGAACAGUAUUUUAGAUACUGAAAUUACUAUUCCCAAUGAACCCACUGAUCAUUACCUAAAUAAGUCUCAUUUACAGGCUCCAACUCCUAGAAGACGUUCUUCAUCAACAAGCGAAAAUCAAGUCAAAUUCGAAUUCGAAGUAAAUGAUUUCUUUACCUUUGGAAGUCCAUUGUCUUUAAUUUUAGCUUCCCGAAAAAUGUCUGACGAUAAAACUCGCGAUAUAGUUAAACCUCCCAUACAACAAGUAUUCAAUUUAUUUCAUCCUACAGACCCCGUCGCUUCUAGAUUAGAGCCAUUACUGUCUGCUAGAUUUUCAAAUCUGCCACCAAUAAAUGUUGCUCGUUAUGCUAAAUACCCUUUGGGGAAUGGCCAACCAUAUCACUUAAUGGAAUUAAUACAGAGUCAUCCCCAGUUAUUUGGAGAUCAUUUGCAAAUGCCCCCAACACCAGUAUUAAGACGACUGUCCGAAGCGUCUGUCCAAAGUAAUGUCAGUGGUUUGGUAGAUAACAUCCCUCUAAUCACUAUGAAUGCUUUACAACAAAAAUGGUGGGGUUCCAAACGUUUAGAUUAUGCUCUGUAUUGUCCAGAAGGGUUAACUAACUUUCCCACCAAUGCUUUGCCUCAUUUAUUUCACGCAAGUUACUGGGAAAGUUCUGACGUUAUUGCUUUUAUACUACGACAAAUAGGUCACUUCGACUUAGCUUUGUAUGGCCAUUCGGAAGACAAAGAAUGUCCAAUGUUUAAACCGGGACAAGAAAGAGAAAAAUGGAUGAGAAAGAGAACUUCUGUAAAAUUAAAAAAUGUGGCUGCGAAUCAUAGAGCCAACGACGUGAUUGUGAAAGAAAAUUCACCGCAAACAUUUAUAGCGAGAUUCAUGUAUGGUCCUCUUGAUAUGAUCACUCUUACUGGUGAGAAAGUUGACAUUUACAUGAUGAAAGAUCCGCCAGCUGGGGAAUGGACUCUUCUCUCCACAGUGGUAACUGAUAAAACUGGAAGAAUUUCGUAUACAUUGACCGAAAAACAAAGCGUAGGUUGCGGCAUCUAUCCUGUAAGGCUUGUGGUCCGAGGAGAUCAUACCAGUUGUAGUUUUCAUCUCUCUGUUGUUCCUCCUCAGACUGAAUGUAUAGUGUUUAGUAUCGACGGGUCAUUUACUGCCAGUGUGUCCGUCACAGGCCGAGAUCCUAAAGUUAGGGCCGGCGCCGUCGAUGUAGUACGAUUUUGGCAAGAUUUAGGGUAUCUCAUUCUUUACAUAACCGGAAGACCAGACAUGCAGCAACGCAAAGUCGUAUCUUGGCUAGCUGAACAUAAUUUUCCACACGGUUUAGUCUUUUUCUCUGAUGGUAUAUCCACGGAUCCUCUCGGGCACAAAGCUGCCCACUUGAAUAAUCUCAUAAAUGACCAUGGAAUAAUUAUUCACGCAGCUUACGGUUCAGGGAAAGAUAUAAGUGUAUAUAAUAAUUGCGGUUUGUCUCCAAAACAAAUUUACGCGAUCGGUCGUAUCAGUAAAAAAUAUGGUAAUUUGGCUACUACUUUGAACGAUGGCUAUGCUUCUCAUUUGGCUGAUUUGAAACAGCCCGGUGCUGUAAGAGCGGCCAGAGGAAACGCUAGGCUUUUAGUGCCCCGACGACUCCUGGCGCCUGUCAGUACAGUCUCGGUGUCGCGUAAUCGGCGUUAGUUGAACAAUUGCGACGCCAGCACUAAGCUUAAUGUUUCUUAAACGCUUAUUAAAUUACAUUGUAAUUUGACUAUACAAGCGAUCGUCGUGAAUGUGACUUUUCGAAGGAACUAUAUUUUACUUUGGAUAAGCUACCGUUAAUAUCCGAAAUAUUAUUGUAGAAUUGUAAUGUAAUCCGUCAUAUUUUGAUAAUUUUAUUAUUUAAAUUAGCUGUUGCCCGCUUGUGUUUGACUUCGGAUCAACUAUAUCUAGGUACUCCAAAUUUCAAAAAAAAAUUGUCGUGAAAGAUAUACAGACUUUCGCAUUUGUAAUAUAUGUGUGGAUAUAUAUAACAGGCAUUCAAGAUUGUCAAAGUAAUGAAAUAACAAUGGCAUGUGGUUAUUUAGUAUUCUUGUGUAUGUGUGAUUACCAUCUAUUAUUAAUUGUCCUGUUCAUGACAUUGGUUCAUGUUUAUUAUAAUCUAGGUAUAUGUUAUGUAUUCCUUCAACAUAUUUUAUUGAAAUUAAAAGCCGGAGACCUCAAAAAACUGUAUAAAACUAUGGCAUUCAGUAAUUAUGUAAAUUUCUACACGUCUUUACAAUUUCGUAGUUAAGAUAAUUUCGUAGAGAAAUGGUUCAGAUUCUUGUCUAUGAAAUAAUGUUAAAAAUAUGUUGUAUUUUUACCGUAUAAUAUGUGUUAAUAUAAAAUUGUUAAAACUUUAUAUGAAUGUGAUAAGUGUAUUAAUGCAGUCACCGUGUACCUAAGUAUUUCUGAAUUUGAGAAUGUAAAAUUCGCGUAACCUUGUGUAGCUUUAUUUUCGUCAUUAUAUUAGGAAGUUCUUAUUUCAGUAUUUAUCUAAUUAAUAUAAAUACAUUUUUAGAUUUUAAUGUUGUUAAGAUUUUAAUGGAAGGAAUGGAAUCUCUAUAGUCGCAAAAUUUGAAAUACUCUAGUCUUUUGUUGUUGUUAUGUUUUAUAAACAGUAACAUCUUAUACAAAAUGUUAAUUGUAUAAAAGUCUAAUUGUAAAAUGUAUUAUUAGUUUACGUAACGUAUUACGUAAUUUUGUUUUUACAAAUGGAAUUGUAUAGUGCAAAAAAGUUCAAGUAUUGAAACUAAAUUAUGAUGGCAUACGUUAUUAUUGUGGUUGCAGAAGGCCUACCACGCAACAUACAAACACGUAGCACGUUACUAACAUCCACAUGUUGUCUCUUUAUCCUAUAUUAACGCAUCGUGUAAAAAAAGAGAACGUGAACGUGACGUGCUACGUAUUUUAUUUUUAAUGGUAGCCCGUAAUAUUAUUAUAUUCGUGAAGAAUAUCCUAGAAACAUACAGUUUCAUUUUUUCAAUAUUACAUGCAGUAAAAUAGCUGUGAGUAUCGUGACAUGGGAUUAGACGAACUUGACGAUAACGACUCCCAUUUUAAGUAAAAAUGUGGAUUUCAAUAAACUAAGACAGCAAAAUUUAGGGUUUUUAUUGACGCGUUUUACUCGAAUUGUCUAGCAUAGAAUCUAUUUAGCUCAAUCAUAUAAAAGAAAUAUCAAGACAAGCCCCAUGGUGAAACACCAUGAAAAUCACAUGGUUUUCAUUCAUUCUAUAAUUUUCUCACAUUCGCAGACCAGCAAUUGAAAUCCUAAAUUUGUUAUAAGAAACAAUACUUACCUACCAACGUAUUAUUGCUAUAAUUUGAUCAAUACCGUACAUUUGGUCGUUUAUUAAUACUCUCAUGUCACAUUCACAUGUUUACGUUUUGAAGGAAAAUGGAUAGUUAUUUUUGCACAUAGGUAACAAAAAAUGCGAUCAAACAUAUUUAAAUGUAGAAAUGAUAAUCAAAGCAAUAAAAUAAUUCAAAAUAUUUCUAUAAAUAUAAUUGUAUAUUGUCAUUAUAUAUUGGACUAUACAUUAAAUUUUAUAGAUGCUUAAAUUAAAUACUAUGUAAUUCAAAUUAUUUAUCGAGUAUAUUUAAAUUUUUAUUGGUAUUAAAAUGAAUGUUUCAUGAAACAUAAAAAAACCGGAAUAAUUAAAAUAUUUUUAUAAAAUAUUGUGGUACAUAUACGAUAUAAUAAAUAUGUUUUCUCUAAAUUGUAUAUAUACAUUGUGUGUUACUUUACUUAUUUAAACUUAUUAAUAAGAGCCAAAAUUCGUAUGGAAAUGGAGCACAGGCCCUGAGUAAUGCAAUUAUGUUUUUUAAAUAACUUAGAAUUUCUAUAGCUCAUUUUAGUAGGAUUAGUAUUGUGAUAUCGUCUAAAAUGUUUAGGCAUAUUGAUUUUGCGUUAGAUACUCUGUAAAGUCGUCACAAAAUAUGCCGACGCAAGAUAAAGACUAUGUGGCAACUGGAAUUAUUACGUAAUAAUAUUUAUAGAUAAAACAAACGAGCAAUAUGAAUCGUAAUGGUUAACCGGUAAAAAAUAUCAAGACAUUUUAAACUGUAAAAUUUCUAUUGUUGAUGUUAUACCUAUAUAUACUAUUAAAAUUAUUUUUCUAAUUUAACAAUAAGUUCUUAAUGAACUUAGUAUGUAAGUUAAUGUUACUUAAUGUCGUAAUUAUUACAGUCUUUCAUUAAAUCACAUUUAUUCGUCAUUAAUACAUUCCUGAUCCAGAGUUGUUUAUAUUUAUUAUAAAAUCUCAUUUUAAUUAUAUUAUGGUUAUUAUAAAGUAAGAUAUUAUGAUUAUCUACUAUAAGAUAGAAUGUAGACGUGAAAAUGUAUUACUUUUUGCUUUUAAACUAAAAUAAUGUGGUGUUUUGUGUUAUAAAACUAUAAGUAUUUGCAUACAAGUUUUCCUAUUAUACAAAGUAAAAGGGUAGGCUGAAAUUAGAUUCUGAGUUGUAAUUUUAAAAAAUAUCGGAAUAGCUUUUACAAUGGAAAAAACUAGAAGUAAAAGCCAACUUCAUCUGAUAAUACAAAAGUAGGUACUCUUUUCAAAAUGUUACAAGUUGUUAUAGAAUGUUGUCGGGUUUCACAAUGUUAUAAUUCUUAACAUUUUGUAACCGCUGCGUGGGAGCACCGAAUGGAAAUACUAAUGAUUUUAGUUCAAUGUCCAUAUUAAAAGUAAUUUUAAUACCUAUUAGCCAAAAUACCCGAACUUUGUAAAGCUUUUGUGUAAAAUCAGCCAAAUACCUAUGAUGAAACAAUAUUUAUUCAGUGCCAAAAUUCAUAUACGAGAACCUUUCAAUUACUCGCAAAUAUUUUAAUUACAUAAAUUACAAUUUUCAUAUACAUGUAUUCUUACUGUAAAACAGUUCAUUCAUAAAAUAUAUUUCCAAAUAUAAAUGUUUAUGGUUUGCGGAGACAAACACCAUAAAGGAACAUAAAUCAGUUAACAAUCAUAAGGUAUUAUAUUUUAUACGAUCUCACGACAUACUGGCAUAUAACUGUUCGCAAAUUAUGAAAUCAAUCCUUUCAUUAUUUAUUGAAGAAUUUUUUUUUUUCAAUUCUCUCUCAUAUCUAACCGGAUUCCCGGUUGGUUCCCAGUUCUCUUUCUUCUCCACUUCGCACGAUCUUCGUAAUUCUUAGCAGUUAGGUCAUUGGCACGCAUAUCCUGAAAAUAAAAACAUGUUUACAUGAAAGGUGUCUCGCCCAAGCUCGAUAAGCCAGAAUUAUAGGAUAUAGAUGCAACCCGUAGCCACUUUUGUGGGGCUUCUUCGAGGUCGGCCUGUCAUCUAAAUUUAGCCGUUUGAAUCAGGAACAGUACCAGACAGAUAUAUAUUAUUUAUAGCCAUGAUAGUAGGUACUUGUAACGUCGAUAUAAGAUUGGCUGGCAUCAGGCGCCUACCUACUGGUUACGAUAAACAUUCUUAUGAAAACAGGCGAUGUUAUGAUUAUGAUCAGACAUAGGUAAACUUCUGAUCCACUCAUAUCCAUUCUGGUUAAAACUAUAUAUAUAUUAACUCGGUAAUAUAAGACAGCAUUACGACUCUCAUCUGGGCUUUUUCCCGGUUGGAGCCCAGGGUCCGCAAUCCUACUUUCUCUUCGCCACUUUUCGCGGUCUCGGCAUCUUUAGUAGACAGAUCAUUGGGUGAUCGGCACGCAUAACCUUGCUCCUAAAUUGUUAGAUAAUGCUAAGGGUCUCUAGAUAUCCAGUUUAGACUUCCAUUUUUCGACUUAAUUACCUACUCUAAUUUGAGCUAUACAGAUAAAUACACUUGAACUUGCAAGUUCAAGUGUAUUCAUAUCAUGUCCACAGUCAUGUCCCAUGGAGUCUCAUGGAGUCUCAUGGACCGUUUAGUAGGUGCACCUGUUAAAUUGUCCAUGAGACUGUCCGAUAGAUCAUACAAUAUCAUUAAAUCGUGUCGUGAGGUCGUUACUUUUUUCAGUAUUUGUUAUUCUAUUAGCAUUUAUAGUGUACCUGCGUUAGGUGUUUAAAUGUUCUAUUCUUCUACUGCCUUCUUAAUUUAGUCUUAUAGUUCUAAGUAUACCUCUACUAUCUACUACGUACCUACGGUAGGUCUCGACCUACCACUGGUUUCAAUCUUUUUUAUAUUGCGAUCACAAAUAAUUGUAUUACGACCCAAUGAUGAAUCUGUCUCCUAUUUACCUACUCGAUCUCUUGAAUUUUUAAUGCUUUCUAAAUAUUUUCAUCGACCGCCACUUACUACUGUUGAAAUAAUAAAUUGCAUCGUCAAACUAAAUGCAUACUUUUAUAGAAGCAGUGGAAAAAAUGUAAAUUAGGUAAGUCCUCCAUUAUCUCUGCCAUGCUAAUCUAGUUUCAUUAUUUUCUGUGUUCUUUUAUGUCUGGGUAAAUUAAAUAAAUUAUUGUUGUUG
Plodia interpunctella (Indianmeal moth) is the source of this 8650-nucleotide messenger RNA. RefSeq names its product retinal degeneration B (gene rdgB). Gene Ontology annotation, biological process: phospholipid transport. The transcript has 3 exons. Gene Ontology annotation, cellular component: cytoplasm. The coding region runs from base 403 to 3912 and encodes 1169 amino acids. Gene Ontology annotation, molecular function: metal ion binding; phosphatidylcholine binding; phosphatidylinositol binding. Lineage: Eukaryota; Metazoa; Arthropoda; Insecta; Lepidoptera; Pyralidae. The record is from RefSeq and is a predicted model, not a curated record.